This is a messenger RNA of Striga asiatica, 342 nucleotides long. The record is from the annotation of a GenBank genome assembly. NCBI's taxonomy places the organism in Eukaryota, Viridiplantae, Streptophyta, Magnoliopsida, Lamiales, Orobanchaceae.
AUGACCGAAAAAAUUUCAGAAUCAGGAUCGUUUUUCGGUAGCUCCUCGCCACUUAAAGGUAUCACCGUGGAUAAAUCUGUGGAGUUCAUGUAUGAAGAACUAGCCGAGGCCACAGACAAUUUUAGUAUAUCUUUUAAAAUCGGGCAAGGUGGUUUUGGAGCUGUUUACUAUGGGGAGCUAAGAGGCGAGAAAGCCGCUAUAAAAAAGAUGGACAUGGAAGCUUCGAAGGAGUUCCUGGCUGAGCUUAAGGUGCGCUUGAUAGGAUACUGUGUGGAAGGUUCGUUGUUUCUGGUUUACGAGUAUAUCGAAAAUGGUAACCUUAGCCAACACUUGCGCGGUAAA